AUGGCUGUGGUCGCUGAGGUUUGUCCGAGCCCUCAACUUUCCUCCCUCACUUUACCUGCCAGAAGUCAUAGGUCCCCUCUGCCUUGCCCAACUCUAGCAAAGUUCCCCCUCUCCCUUUACCUGUCAGAAGGUGUGGCAGAGGUCCUCCGGUCAGACCUGGGUCAGAUUACCCCUCUCCCUCUACCUGUCAGAGGGUGUGCUUCACCUUCUUGUAUGCCUGUCCCAGCCACAGUAAUGGAGUGUCGCCUGGUCUGGCCUGGGUCAGGUUCCCCCUCCCUCUUUACCUGUCAGAAGGAACUAAGGCUCAGUUUUUCCCUUGCUCACACAGUGGACCUGGUCACCAGCUCUCUAAUCCAGCAAGUCCUGCUUUGGAGGUCCCAGGAAGUGAGAAACAGUUCCCUGUCUAUGUCGCAUCUUCUCCAGGCCCUCCAGGACUUGUUUCAACAAGUCCAGAUGGAGAGACCAGGAAUUGUGCACCCCAGAGCUUCAGAACUCACACUGAGCCUUCUUAUGUCCAUGUAUGAUAGCACAGGAAGAGAUUUCCUAAAGCUCAUCCCUGCUACUGCUGCCAUGAUAGCUCUCUCUGGAGAUAGCCCACUCACAAAAUACAGAGCUCUUUUUCAGCUUUAUACAGAAAAUAAUAGGGGAGGGGAAGAGUUUGGCAACUGCAUGACUUGAAGUGUUUUUAAAAACCUACUAACAGAUCUACAACAGGUCCCAACUGUUGUAGGGGAGAGUCAUGCUCUGUGCUCUGUGGAAAGUGCCGCCCACAGCUAUUUCCAAGGGGUGUUGAGUCCAGCAAUCAAAGAGGAGAAAUUUCUCACUUGGUUGGAGUCAGAGCCCCUCAUUCUUCUGUGGAUCCCAACCUGUUACCGACUCUCAGCCACAAAAAUAGCCACUCACCCUAUCAGAUGUAGAAUCUGCAACGAUUUUCCUAUCACAGGAGUGAGAUAUCGCUGUGUGAAGUGCCUCAACUUUGACAUUUGUCAGACCUGUUUCCUCUCUGGUCCUCACAACAAACACCACCAGAAGUCUCACCCUGUGAUUGAGCACUGUGUCCAGAUGUCAGCAAGGGAUAACACAAAACUGCUCUUCAUCUCUUUCAGAAACAAACUGCUUCAAGGACAGUAUAAGACAGAAGCUGCUAGAAGAUGGUGGCUGAUAGACCCAGCAAGUCCUGUCUCUGUUCCAGCUCACAGCAAAGCCAGACUCCUUAAAAAGCAGUUAGACCGAUGCAAAAACAAGAUGCAAAAAAUAUGUAACUUUCAAGAAGAAACAAGCUACAGAUUUGAAAAGAGGAUUCAUGAACUUAAAACCAACCAGGACAGUCUAUGGAUGAAACUAAAGAGGAUGUGACAGGAUCUACAGGUAACAUUACAGUCACCACAUUGCUCCUCUUCCUGUCGAAGUAUGGUUCCCAAAGGUGCUGAUGCAAAGGGUGAAAGACUUUUGAGAGGAGAUUAUUCCCAAAUUAUGGGCUCACAGGAUAGUUCAGAACAGAAAUCUCUUCCUUAUCCCAUCCCUAUUAACCAAAAUCAAGCCAAUGAUGAGUCUGCGCUACCAAAUGAAGAGUUCCCACAAGUUACUUUAGAGUCAAGGUCAACACAGACUGGCAAAGUGAAAAACCAAGAAGAAAAUACUUGGAAGGAAGCCAUGCGUGUCCUACCAAGUUCUCAUGAAAAACUACCACAGAACAUGCCUCAUAUUUCUCUUGAGGACAUGAGUAAUACUCCUGCCCUGACAGCUGCUGAAAGAAAGGAAACAAUUCAUAACCAAGACAGCCAAGAUGAGUUGGAAGAGGAAGAAUUUCAUCAACUGCUAUUAAGACUUAUGGAUGCCUUCACUCUAGAUAUGCCAUCAGAUAAGUUUUUCAAAAUCAGUCUGGAGUCUUCCAUAAAUGUGGACCUCUACCUUGGAGCUGUGCGGGUGUGCAGGGCCUUCUCUAGGCUUAUGGAUCAAAUAACUUGGCCCAACUGGAAGUGAAAAGGAAACUAGAAAUCCAAAGGGUCCUUGUGGCAAUAUGGAAGAAUAUUUUCAUCAUUUUACUGAAAACAAAAACAAAAAAACUGAAGCCUUCUAUUCAACCUCUCAAUUGUCUAGUCUAAAACAUGAAAAAAAG
Suncus etruscus (white-toothed pygmy shrew) is the source of this 2119-nucleotide messenger RNA. RefSeq names its product dystrotelin (gene DYTN). The record is from RefSeq and is a predicted model, not a curated record. Gene Ontology annotation, molecular function: zinc ion binding. Gene Ontology annotation, cellular component: plasma membrane. Gene Ontology annotation, biological process: synaptic signaling. Lineage: Eukaryota; Metazoa; Chordata; Mammalia; Eulipotyphla; Soricidae.